CAUCCCACAUCCCACACUCCACGCUGUUUUGACUUUUCUUUAGACGUUCCCGGCACCCCCCUGCGCCCAAUUCCUCAUUCCAGCCUUUUAUUCCGCCAUAGUUCGCUCGGUAAACGUGGUGUAGGUCUUUUGGCCAGUCUAUUUUAGACGCUGAAUCCCGCGAGAACCAAGAACACUGCCCCUGCCAUCGACCAUAACCGUUCGCUACCCCGCCCCCGCCAAUUGAUCCAACACGCCACACAUCACUCGAUCGCCACGAUGGACGGCCAGCUCUCUCAAAAGGAGCCACGGCCACCAGUGCCGAUUCUGGAAGCUCCAAAGCUCAGCGUCAAGAUGUCAGCGACCGAGCUAAUCGGCAACACGCCGCUCGUCCGACUGAACAAGAUCCCGCAGUCGCUCGGCAUUGAGGCCGAGGUAUAUGCGAAGGUUGAGAUGUUCAACGCCGGCGGGAGCGUCAAGGACAGGAUAGCACUGCGUAUGAUCGAAGAGGCAGAGAAGAGCGGUCGGAUCAAGCCUGGCGACACUCUCAUUGAACCCACCAGUGGCAACACUGGCAUUGGCCUUGCUCUCGUCGGCGCAAUCAAGGGCUACAAGACCAUCAUCACCCUUCCCGAGAAGAUGUCUGCCGAGAAGGUGUCUGUCCUUCGCGCCUUGGGCGCUACCAUCAUCCGUACGCCGACACAGGCUGCCUGGGACAGUCCCGAGAGCCACAUCGGCGUCGCGAAGCGUCUGUUGAAGGAGAUACCAAAUUCGCACAUCCUGGACCAGUACUCCAACCCGAACAACCCGCUCGCCCACGAGUUCGGUACCGCGGAGGAGAUAUGGGCACAGACCGGCGGCAAGAUCACAGCCAUUGUCGCUGGUGCGGGAACGGGAGGCACGAUCACCGGUAUUGCCAAGGGCCUCAGGAAACAUGACAAGAACGUCAAAGUCAUUGCGGCGGACCCGCACGGCAGUACGCUUGCGCUGCCGGAAAGCCUGAACCAAGAGAAAGCGAACCUCCCAUACAAGGUCGAGGGUAUCGGGUACGAUUUCAUUCCGGAUGUGUUAGAUCGAUCUCUCGUGGACAAGUGGUACAAGACCGACGACCGCGAGUCUUUCCAGCUUGCCAGGCGACUUAUUGCCGAGGAGGGCUUGCUCGUAGGCGGUAGCUCCGGCAGCGCGAUGGCGGCCAUGAUUCAGGCGGUGAAAGACUUCGGGUUUGGCAAGGGCGAUGUGGUCGUGGUCGUCCUCCCCGACAGCAUCCGAUCUUACCUCUCCAAAUUUGCCGACGACGACUGGCUGGCUGCCAACGGGCUCUUGCCUAAUGAUAGCGAGAACGUCGAUGGGAAGGACGCGGAAUCGCAGCCCAAAUCCCCCAUACCUAAGCAGAGCACUGCAGACCCCUACAACGGCGCGACUGUGAGAUCGCUUCGUCUCAAGCCGGUGACAUCCGUUCUCACCACGAGCGCCUGUUCGGAGGCCAUCGAGAUGAUGCGGGAUAAGGGCUUUGACCAGCUGCCUGUGCUCGCGUCGGCAGGUGGCAAGCUGGCCGGCCUUGUCACGUUGGGCAACCUGCUCAGCUACAUCUCGCGCGGGCGGGCCUCGCCCACGACCCCCGUUAGCGAGGUCAUGUUUGACUUCGGCCGCAUUGACGAGGUGGUGACGGACCCGCGGGAGUUUGGGUCCGAUCUGAAGAAGAAGAGCAAGAAGCGCAAGUUCGUGGAGAUCACGAUGGAGACGCCGCUGUCGGCGCUGAGCCGGUUCUUGGAGUGGAACAGUGCCGCCGUGGUGACGGAGAAGGGGGCCGAUGGAUCGAAGCCUGUUGCGGUGGUGACCAAGGUCGAUCUAUUGACGUUCAUGGUGAGACAGAAGUCGUGAAGAACGCUGGAACUACCAGCGAAUGGAGGUUCUUAUCCGUUUUGAGAAGGGGUGCGUGCCUAGGACUCAACAUCUAAUGGUUGGUUUGGAAAGCGAGCAUAUAGUCGGCAUUAGACAGGGCUCAACCCGUGCAAGUGGCGUGUCCGCGUAAUAUACCCAUCUAGACAGCCA
Molecule: messenger RNA, 2031 nt
Organism: Chaetomium strumarium
Lineage: Eukaryota; Fungi; Ascomycota; Sordariomycetes; Sordariales; Chaetomiaceae
Product: tryptophan synthase beta subunit-like PLP-dependent enzyme
Exons: 2
Coding region: 259-1860 (533 amino acids)
Cellular component (GO): cytoplasm
Molecular function (GO): cystathionine beta-synthase activity
Source: RefSeq, a predicted model, not a curated record